Molecule: messenger RNA, 4434 nt
Organism: Sordaria macrospora k-hell
Lineage: Eukaryota; Fungi; Ascomycota; Sordariomycetes; Sordariales; Sordariaceae
Biological process (GO): signal transduction
Source: RefSeq, a predicted model, not a curated record
AUGCAAAACUAUCAUUACGAAACCGAUCGGGCAUCGAUUGCAUCGGUCGGUACUCCCUCGACCACCAAGAGCUUCUUGCCCAGACGCGUACCAAAGAGAGGGCAGACGGAUGAUACAUCGACUACAUGGCGCGGUAUCCCUCAGUCUGCCACAGCAGUGGCGAUGUGGGCGGCUGCUCCGAUGCCCAUGAACUCCAAGAUCGAGGGGACUUUGUCCGAGAGUACAACAGACUCGCAACCAAGCAUGGGCUACGUCUACUUUCGCCCGACGACGAUGGCCACUCCUCGAGAGAAACCUCCCCAAGUCCGCACAGAAGGGGAUGGUUUUCCCUUGGUACACUCAGCAAAACGGGACGUUCUCAAAGAUGAAGACUUGCAAUCUCUUGUCCGUUUGUGCGGCAAGAGCAUGUUCUACUUGCCAUCCGAAUAUGCGCCCAGCUCCUUGAUUCUCCCAACAUGCCUUCGCGCAACCGCCCAAUAUCUUGUACAACACGCUACGGAGACUCGCGGUGUCUUUAGAAUCCCUGGGUCUGUUCGAGUGGUUAAUGCCCUCUAUGACUACUACUGCGCCGAAGGAGAUCCGGACGAGAUAUCGAGCACAACCCGCUGCCCAAGCCUCCCAGUCCACAUUAAGGCCGGUGUUGACGACGUGGCUUCAGCAUUCAAGCGUCUUCUCUCUGGUCUUCCGGGCGGCAUCCUCGGAUCCCUCCCAUUGUUUGACACAAUGGUCUCAAUACAAAGUCAGUUAAACGGGGAUCCCGAGGUCACGAAAACCAAGCAGACGAAGCUCCGUGCCAGACUGAUUGCGCUGGCAAUUGGCAGUGUUAGGUCUCAAUUACGUCGGGAGCUGAUAUGUGCAGUCUUUGGUCUCCUGUGCUUGAUCGGACGCGUUGCUGAGACGGCACCCCGCGAGGAUGAAUUUGGAAGACCAUUGCCUACAGCAGACCUAAUGGGCUACAAUGCUCUAGGUAUCGUCUUUGGGCCGCUUUUGGCCGGUGAUCUUCUCAACUCCUACUCAAUCCGAAGCUCUAGUGUUCGCCUCAUACUAUCCCCAGUGAGCCCACCGCCCAACAGCAAGUGGGAAAAAAAGAAGUACAUGGCAUCAGAGGAGGCUAUUGCCCUUUGCUUUCCAGAUAUGGACAAAAUACAUGUUGCCAACAGCAUUGCCGAGAUGCUCAUAACCCAUUGGCGGGAGGUUGUCAAGCAAAUGAGGAGCCUUGAUGUGUUGAGGGUGGUUGGGUCGGGCAUUGCCGACCAUUGUACUUCACGAAAGGGAUCACUGCGUCCUUCCGUCUCGGAGCCAUUUGUUCUACGAAAGCCACCUGAAUGGCAACAGAAUGGUCCGCAAACAGGCUCUUUUCAAGUAUCGGAAUCCCCUAUUCCUCCGAGCCCAACGCCCGAAACUCGUGGACGAGUACCUAGCGGAGGACUACGAGCAGACAGACCGCGACCUACACUUGUGAUACCUCGACAGCGCCCAAGAUCCUCGCGCUCAUUGUCUCGGAGUCGACUGAAUACGCCAGGACCUGUGGUGUUAUUGUCUCCUACCGAGGAAGAGCCUUCUGCAGGUGGUGCGUCUCUCUCGAAAAGACAAUCAAAGGGCUCGAUCACGUUUGUCGAAGAAACACCAUCUCGUCCAUACCGUGAGGGUCAACAAUUUGAUUCUGAGUAUGCCGAAAGGAGACAGACAGGGUCCCCGACCAAAUUGCAACCUGUCAUACCAGACUCACAAAUGCCCCGGACAGUCAGACGUCGGGGCAGCCUGAUCAAAAGCUUUACAGAAGGGCUUGACGUCCAUCCAUUGGCCAGCUUCCGCGAUCGAAAAGGAAAUAAGAGUCAAGGGGAUGCGCCGGUGUCGGUCUUUGGUGAGCCGACGACCAAAAUGAGGAACUGUGGCUCUAGAGCAGAAGAUUCAGAGCUGACUCCAAAGCCAUCUGUGAGAGCCCCAUCACAGGAUCGUAUGUCCAUAAACAGUGGUCAAACGGAUGCAAAUGGAACGCUCCCGGACGGAAAGGUCAAAGUUAAGAGCUCGGGACACAGGCUUUCGAGGUUUCCAGGUUGGAGAUGGGGAGAAAGAUCUAACAAAUCGACAGACCCGGCUGAAUCAGCUGUAGAACAUCCUAGUUCCGUCGUAUCUUCUUCAGGACGCUCUUCUCGCCAAAAGGGUCGACGAAGAUUGUCAUUCCACUUGCGAAAAUCGAUAACAGCGGCUUCGGCGGAGGAACAGGCAGGUCAACAAGUCCUUGAUCCCUCUCAAACCCCAACGGAGUGUUCAGCUGGCGCUGAGGAGACACCAAAACCGAGUGUCAAAACUAGCCAUUAUUCUGGCGGCCCUUUGAGUCACUUUGCAACAUUAAGCCGGGCUACGGGCCGCAUAGCUCGAACGGAUCGCAGUCAAGAACCUCCCAGUAGACCACCAACAGCACAUGAACAAUCUCACGCAAAAUCACGGGCAAGAUCGUUGGCAUCGAAGAUACCUCGCGCACGGAGAUCCGAUCGGCGACAGACUCAAAGGUCUAGUCGGGAGUCUAUUCGUCGUAGUACUAUUCCCAGCAAGAGUCCUUCCAAACAUAUUCUUGCCUCUGUUCCUCCUGAGGUUCAAUAUGAAGAAGAUCGGAUCAUUUCUGGCCAGGAGAAGCAAGUGCCGGGGUCAGGACCAUCGGCUGUCCUGAAACAUGACCGCAUGGCUGAUUACGCACUGUCCGCUACGUCCUUUGAUGGAGAUCUCCGACCACCAACUACCCCCUCAAGGCCAACAUCUUACUACAGCAAGUCCUUCACCGGGAGUGCGGUUAGGGCAAUGGCUGCGAUGUUUGAGUCUGCUGCUGCGAAGGACAAAGACUUGAAGAGGCCUGAAUUUCUCCCCAUGCCUACGAGAAUGACUGGUAGUGUGCUUUCGCAUUAUACUGUGAAUCCGCCAUCACCACGGAAAUCACUGUCGUCGCCAUUCGAAACACCUGAAAAAGGUACCGGUGGCAUUCAUACAGAAGGGCGCAGGGAACAUGCAGAAUCUAAAGGCAGUUCCAACAAGAGUUCCGGACGAGGAAGUCAUGAUGGGGUGGAUGACGAGGACGAGAGAACAACGAGCCUAGCCGUGACAUGGGAAAGGAGGUCAAAGAACUCGAAUGAGCGGGCGAACGAGCAACAAAGCCACAAGCCAACUAGAGACCCUUAUAAAAGGGCCGUUAAGGACCGCUCAUUUGAACAGGAGGGCGACGUUCGGUUGAUCCGACCAACGACCAGUGCUGGCGGCAACAAUACUAAAAGCUUGUUCGGCAACGAAGCUCAAUACGUACCCUUACCACAAUCACCUCAUAUACUGAGACCUUUCAGCGCACCCAUUGGAGCUCCAGAUGCAAACAAGGGCUCCAGGGUUCCGAUCGAAUCCGGCACUUCGAACUACGACUUGAUGAUUCUCCAAGCGCAAAUUCGCCGCCUGCAAACACAACUCGACAUCAAGACGGAGGAAAACGACCAUCUCCGCCGCAAACUAGCAAGCUUUGGUGCGGGUCAGUGUAGUCUCCCGAAGGAAGUAAGCGUACGACGAAGCACAAGCAUCAAGUUGAGCGAGCACCUGCGGCAGACGGAACGCGAGUGCAAGGCAUGGCGGGAGAGAGCAGAGGCGGCGGAGAUGAGAGUGGCAAUUUUGGAGAGGUUGCUGAGGAGUAAGGUGGACGGGAAAUCUUUCAAUGAGGAAGAACGUGGAGGUGAGAAGAUGACUACAGACUCAAAAGCCAAUCCACCAUCCACUUCUCAGCACACUUUUACAACAGAAGUUUACCGAAGCAAUGGAACUGUUCGAGAUCGACUCCGAAAGUUGUGCGGGGCCCUGGACGGUUGCUCUGAGAUCGAAUCCUAUGAAGAGUUGGUGGAGGAGGAGGAAGAAGGCACUGUGAGGUGUGCUAGUGUACCUGUAUGGAGUGAUGGAGAGUAUGAAGGCCCAGGGUCAUCUAGUGAUGAAACACCAGAACGGAGCAAGGACGAACGGUGUGUGUUGCAGGAGAAAGAGGUGGAUGUUCAACAAAUUACCACGGGGGAAGACGACAAUGAUGAUGGUGUCCUGGAGCAAGAUAUAGAGUUGCCAGACUGGGAUGCGAACGGCAGACAUUCUUAUGGCACAGAUGAAGGGGAAGAGGAGCAUCUAUCUGCGAAAAUAGGAAGUUAUGAGCAAGAUGACUGUCACGCAUUGGGAAAGGAUGGCAAUGCACUUGACGCCAACAGAGCAACACUUGAGAUAGGGUUGGCUGGAUCCUCUGACAUCAACGAUCUCGCAUGGAAGAUAUGCGAAGAUGCCGAAGAGGGCGUGGCGGUGGAUAAGGCGGAGGGAGAGACAAUGGCAGUCAUGAAUAAGUGGAUGACAGAGAAUGAUGAAAAUGGGAAGAGGAAGAGGAGGAAGAGAAGGGAAAGUGUGACAAGCAUCGACUUGUGGAUGUAA